CUGCUCACAGUCAACGCUGUUGUGGGCGUUUUGGGAUCACUUGGAAACUUGCUUGUAUGUUUGGCCAUUGCUACAAAUUCCCGCCUACGCCGAUCUUCUAACUACCUUCUGUUCAGCUUAGCAAUUGCUGAUCUAAUCGUCACUUUGAUAUGCGAGCCAAUCAUUCUGGAGUUCAUCAGCCAGUUAACAUUCUUCCACAAGUGCAGAACGAGCGCGGAAGAACUUGUGUACCACGUUUUAGUCAGCGUUUCAUGCCAGACUUCAUUCUUCCAUUUGGUUUCAAUCAGUAUUGAUCGUUUCGUUGCCGUUGCAUUUCCACUGCGUCACAAAAUCUUUAUGGAAAAAGGCGGACUUAAA
This is a messenger RNA of Porites evermanni, 357 nucleotides long. The record is from the annotation of a GenBank genome assembly. Lineage: Eukaryota; Metazoa; Cnidaria; Anthozoa; Scleractinia; Poritidae.